GGUGGACGAGCUAGCCGAAGCUGUGGGCUUUAGCGGCGAGUCCAUAGGGGGCGACGAUAGCGACGAUGAGCUGCUGGUGGACGCAGACGACAUCCCGCGAUUGUUCAACGGCCUGGCGGCCGUUGUGGAAGGCAAAGUGCUGCUCGUGCAUUUCUCGGUUGCCGACUUCCUGAGGAGCAUUCCGAUGACCGGACGCCAAGACCUGGCCGAGUUUGCCGUGGACGAGGUCGGUGCGCAGCGCUUGUUGGCAACGACCUGCCUUCGGUACAUUGCGCAUUAUUUGCGGUCCGCGAAACGAACCGGUUCUGCUCAGGAUCUGGAGACGUUCCGCUUUCUCCGUUAUUCCUGUCGUUUCUGGAUGGAUCACGCCCGGCGGUGGGUGGAGCUCUCCCAGGGCCACGAGGCGCCUGGCGUGCUGACCGAUCUCAUUGCAUCGGUGCUGCGUGAUGAGACCGUGGUGCGGGCCUGGACCGCGGGAUUGGACUCCAAAGACACAAACACGAUACCGUUUAUGGGCCCGGAUGGUAGCCUCCUAAAAUCACCCCUGCACCUUGCCGUCUCCAUCGGCAUUACCGAGGUUGUCACUCGCCUUCUAUCAACCGGAGCGGACGCCUCCGCAACCGGAUCCGACGGCGUGCCCCCUCUGCACGCGGCUAUUCGGAGAGAAGACAUGGGCAUGGUCCAAAUCUUGCUGGAGCAUGAAGCAAGCACAGUGGCCGCUGACCAAAAGGGCUCUGUGCCGCUCUUGGAGGCUGCCGGGAGUGGAAAUGUAAAGCUCACCGCUCUCCUCUACAACCAUACGGAUCCAAGCGAUAUCACCAAGCAUCACAGCCUACCCGACGGCACCAGAAUCUCGAUCCUGCAUAGACUAGCGGCAACGGCAACGGGUCCCAUUUUCAGAAUCUUUCUCCAGCCGGCUUCCAAGUCCGGAACGAGCGCCAUAGACUUGCCCGCCCUCCUAGACGCCCAAGACGAGGAGCUAUCCGCCACUCCCCUGCACCAUGCGGUCAUGUUUGACAAUAUCCCAGUCGCGUCCUUGCUUCUGCAGGGGGGCGCCAGGGUGGAUGCCCAAGACAAGAACGACAACACGGCGCUGCACCUUGCGGCCCUGUCCAACAACACGCGGGCGUGGGAUCUGUUGAUAGAUCAUGGGGCUUCCCUGACGGUGAAGAAUACCCAAGGUUUCACGGCUCUCGCGGCGACCUGGGAUCGGAGGCGACUGGACUGGGAUUCUUACGAGGAAAACGUCGUGCUAAGCCGCGGGAUGCAGGUUAACACAAGGGUGUUGACUAAGAAAGCCGAUUCACCUGAGUCAGAUACCCCUCGGCACAUCUUUGAAAAAUGCUAUCCCUUGAGCAAAAUUAGCCAAAAAGACGUAAAGGCGUUCAAGAAAGCUCUGGGACGCGAGAACGCCAUCUUCCAGAGGCUGAGUCAUCCUUAUAUUGUCUCCUAUCUCGGUUGCAAGGAGUUGGAGAAGGAAAUGCCACGGCUCUACCUCGAAUAUUGCGACGGCGGUGACCUCCGAAACGAUGUGGUAUCCCCUUCAUCCACAACUGUGGCGCCGAACCCCCUUUUUGUGCCCCCCCUCGGCGUAUACCCCACCAUAGCCUACGGAGAAUAUGAAGACAUCUUUGGGCAGCCAGGCUUGGGCGAGGAGGACGAGGAGGAGGAGGGAGCCUGCGAGGUGAAGAAAUGGUCCGAGAUACAGCUGUGGAGAAUGAUCUACCAGCUCUACUCGGCUCUGGCGCACCUGCACUAUGGUAUCACCGUCUCGGCAGAUGCUGAGGACUGCGUGUACGAGCCCUCCUGGGAUCCGGUCAUACAUCGUGACAUCAACCCCAAGAACGUGGUUCUAUCGAGCAGACCCGACGGACAGUGGGACGCCAAGCUGUGCGACCUCGGCAUCGCGAGGGAUGCCAUCAAGGAUAAUAUGUCCCUCGCCCGCGGAAGAGGGACCAUCGGCUACCAGCCACCGGAAGUCGAAAAAGGGCAGCAGUGGUCGCCCAAGGGUGACGUCUGGGCUCUUGCCAGUGAGUUCACAUCUUUUUCUAAUUUUUCCUUUUUUGUUUUUCACAAAAAGCAGCGACCUAGCCUGCCCAUCAAGGCACAGCUACCCCCUGCAUACUUACGAGAGUGUUAGAGACGAUUACCGGACUACGAAGGAGCUGUGAGAUGCUCCCUGAAGCUAUGCAAAAGCUCCUGACCACGUGUAACGAGGACCGACCGGAGAGGCGUCCCAGCAGCCUCGACGUGUUGGAAAUUGCACAUCGGCACGUCGACACCAAAUUCCCGUCGCUGGAGAAGGAGCUACGACGUGCGGCGCCCCAUCCGCUCAUCUAUCACGUCUUCCGGGCCGUCGCGGAGCAGAUGGACAACGAGGUCCCC
Messenger RNA from Lasiosphaeria miniovina, 2385 nucleotides. Its product is annotated as ankyrin repeat-containing domain protein. Bases 185 to 2140 code for a protein of 651 amino acids. Gene Ontology annotation, cellular component: cytoplasm; nucleus. The record is from RefSeq and is a predicted model, not a curated record. The transcript has 4 exons. Lineage: Eukaryota; Fungi; Ascomycota; Sordariomycetes; Sordariales; Lasiosphaeriaceae. Gene Ontology annotation, biological process: protein phosphorylation. Gene Ontology annotation, molecular function: protein kinase activity; ATP binding; protein binding.